Molecule: messenger RNA, 1491 nt
Organism: Spirodela intermedia
Lineage: Eukaryota; Viridiplantae; Streptophyta; Magnoliopsida; Alismatales; Araceae
Source: the annotation of a GenBank genome assembly
AUGGAUAUUUUGAAAGACAAACCAGGUUCAUGGAGAGGACGUGACAGUGAAUCUGCCCAGUCCAACGUUGUUCCGGUUGACGAAUCCAGAGUCAAUGAUAACUUUGAUCUGCUGAAUACUAUUCUGACUUCUUCCAAGCUCACCUCCGUUGAGGAAGUUUUCCGAGCUCUAGAUGGUUGCUCAAUCAGUGUCUCUGCACAUUUAGUUAAUAAGAUUCUCAGGAGAUUUGCUAACGAUUGGGUUUCUGCCUACGGAUUCUUCAAGUGGGUUGCGACCACUCAGUCUUGCUAUGAGCAUUGUUCGGAUUCCUUUGACUUGAUGGUUGACAUUUUAGGAAAGUCAAAGCAAUUUGAUGCAAUGUGGGGCCUGGUUGAGGAAAUGGGCCAUGAGAAAUUGGUAUCUUUGGCAACGAUGAGUAAGGUCAUGAGAAGGCUGUCUGGUGCUGGUAGAUGGAAGGAUGCUAUAGAGACAUUCCAUAAGAUAGAGAAAAUUGGUUUAGAAAAGGACACCAUGGCUAUGAAUGUCUUGCUAGAUACGCUGUGCAAGGAGAGGAGUGCCAUGCGUGCCAGAGACUUCUUUUUUGAGGUGAGGGAAUCCAUUCCUCCUGAUGCUACCACUUUCAAUAUCCUAAUUCAUGGAUGGUGCAAAGCUAGGAAGCUCGAAGAAGCACGGUGGACCAUGGAGGACAUGAGAGAGUCCAGGUUCAUCCCCUGUGUGAUCACAUACACUUCACUGAUUGAGGCGUACUGUAUGGACAAGAAUUUCAGGGCAGUCAAUGCCACUCUGGAAGAAAUGAAAUCAAAUGGGUGCUCUCCUAAUGUGAUCACUUACACAAUUGUGAUGCACUCAUUGGGGAAGGCGAAGGAAACCCAAGAGGCUCUGCGGGUUUAUGAAAUGAUGAAGAGAGAUGGUUGUGUGCCCGACACAUCAUUUUAUAAUUCCCUGAUUUAUAUUCUUGGUAGUGGUGGGCAGCUACGGGAUGCCUUGUCCAUAUACGAGGAGAUGCAUAGAAAUGGAAGCCCACCAAAUGUGAUCACAUAUAAUACUUUAAUUUCUUCUGCUUGUGUUCAUUCUCAAGAAGAGAAGGCUCUGAGUCUACUUCUGAAGAUGGAAGAGAGUUCCUGUAAGCCUGACAUCAGGACUUACUCUCCCUUACUAAAAUACUGCUGUAGAAGGAAGAGGACGCAGUUGCUGUACUUUCUCUUGGGUGACAUGCUCAAAAAAGACAUCAGCAUUGACCUUGGAACCUAUACUCUUUUGGUGCAGGGACUGUGCAGAAAUGGAAAGCUACAUCAAUCGUGCUCAUUUUUUGAGAAAAUGGUGCUCAAGGGAUUCAUUCCUUGGGAACAUACAUACGAGAUGCUGUUGAAAGAGCUUGAAAGAAAGAAACUCAACGAAGAAAAGGAAAUUAUUAUAAAAUUGAUGGCACGAGCAGUGGAGCAGAACUCAUCUGGUUAUCAUUAUGCUCGGAAAAAGAAUCAAACUGGCUAA